AAAGCUGUGCUAAUGGAACUCAAAGCCGACAUCGCACUUGCGAUUACUCGCCUCCCACCGCUCCACAUGGCAAACCGUGCAGUGGUUCCUUAGAUGAAACCAUAAGAUGCAAUACAGAAAAAUGUCCAAUUGCUGGUCACUGGUCGAACUGGAAAAACUUCACUGCGUGCAGUGUGACCUGUGCUUGCGGCACGCUUACAAGGAUUAGAACCUGCAUAUUCGAUGAUCCGGAAGCACCCCAUGGUUCGGAGUGCUUCGGGAACACCACGGAAACAUAUAACUGCAACACGCAGACGUGCCCAGCUGCUUCACAGAAGAAAGGCUUGUCCGCAUAUGCGCCUUUCUUCCUGUGCGAUGACUUCAGGGUGCUCAACAACAUGUCUUGGUGGUACGGCUGGGAAGACGCCUUAAACCUAUAUAACCAGUACGUCACUAACAAAUGCCCCAGCCCGCAGGCUCACAUGCCAGAGUUCGUCCCAAUGAUCUGGAGCAUGCAUAGCAACAACGUCUCCAGGUGGAUCCACAUACCUAGCAACUCGAAAUACGUGCUUGGUUUCAACGAACCGGAUGUGCGCGAUCAGGCGAACAUGACCCCACAGGAAGCAGCAGCUUACUGGCCCCUAAUUGAGCAAGCUGCUGGAGGCAUACCACUCGUGGCCCCAGCUCCGGCAGCCCAGAAUUUUCAUUGGCUAGAUCAGUUUUUGCAUUUAUGCCACAAUUGUCGCAUUGACUACCUAGCUGCGCAUGCGUACAGUUGUAACGCAGACGAGAUAAUGGCGUAUCUACAGAAGCUCUACAAUCGCUACCACAAGCAAAUUUGGGUGACGGAGUUCGGCUGCGCAUAUAUGGCAGACGAGGAUUCGCAGCUGCGUCUGAUGCAGGCAUUACUUCCAAGGUUGGAGGCGGCAAACUAUGUUUUCAGAUACUCGUGGUUCAUGGCUCGGGUCAAGGACGAUGCUGUGGGCGGGUUCGUGCGCACGUCCAUGAGUCUACUUGCCCGGGAUUCCCCUACCCUGACGCGUCUCGGACAUUUCUAUAACGAGUUCCAGUCCGGACAAGGCAGCGUUCCCGUUGGUUAACAGCGUCCACUGUUGUUGUUAUUUAUAAUAUGUGUCGUGUUUUGAGAAAACUGGGCAUAAUGCAUGUGCGUAAAGUGUCGUCUCAGAUUAGCCUGUGCAGUCCGCACAGGCUAAUUAGGGACGAAACUUUCAGCUUGAAUAGUAUUUUUCGUUUAAAGGAAGUCCCUUUUUACCGAAAAUCUAGUUUCAGCGAAAAGUGUCGUCCCUGAUUAGCCUGUGCGGACUGCACAGACUAAUCUGAGACGACACUUUACGUACAUGCAUUAAGCCCAGUCUUCUCAGAACAAGGCUCAUAACAUUACGAUAAUACUUUAGUUACUACUCAUGUCUUUACAGCGAAAGAUAAUUUGACACAUGCAGCUUCCGUUUACCUAAUUCUGAUGAGUUGUCGUUUUGUUUGUUCACAACCAUUUCUAAAGCAGCAACUUAACUAAUAAAAUGUUGUAAAACUG
Messenger RNA from Dreissena polymorpha, 1531 nucleotides. RefSeq lists its product as uncharacterized. The transcript is spliced from 6 exons. NCBI's taxonomy places the organism in Eukaryota, Metazoa, Mollusca, Bivalvia, Myida, Dreissenidae. Bases 378 to 1079 code for a protein of 233 amino acids. The record is from RefSeq and is a predicted model, not a curated record.